Magallana angulata is the source of this 4801-nucleotide messenger RNA. RefSeq names its product F-box and WD repeat domain containing protein 10B-like. The record is from RefSeq and is a predicted model, not a curated record. NCBI's taxonomy places the organism in Eukaryota, Metazoa, Mollusca, Bivalvia, Ostreida, Ostreidae. The transcript is spliced from 10 exons. Bases 378 to 4121 code for a protein of 1247 amino acids. Gene Ontology annotation, molecular function: protein binding.
AACACAUUUUCGUCACCUUGGGGAUGUAGACGAUUGAUUGGGUCUCUGAAUCGCCGGCAUUUACCCAUAUAUCAUGACUGAUUAUUAAUAAGCGUGUCCUGGCCAAGUGUUUGUCAAAGAUAUUACGACCUUGUCACUGUCAAGUCGGUCUUAGUUCAUGAUUUAUUACUUUUAGUACUUUGUGAGUGCUAACCAAACUUCUCAAACUUCCGAUCAACUGUGGAACAAGUUAUUUGUGUCGCGUUUUCACGCUUCUGGAUUUUCCGAUGUAAACAUCACACAGAUAACAUGCUGAAUGAGCGCCGGCUCCCAUUGAUUGGUGUGGGGUUUGUAGGUUAUCAGCGAUCGGAACUUCACUGACGGGAGAGGAGACCACCAUGCUAGAGGUCUGCAACCUUAACUCAGGGAUGGACAGCUUGCCAAAUCUGGUCAACAACAGCAUGAAGCACCCCAGCGCCAGCCUGGAGGUGUUUGAGUUUAACAUUGGGAAGGCCCCAAGUCUGCGCUGUGCUAGCAGCCAGCAGGCCAUUAGUUGUGGGGAGUGUGAGACCUGUCUCCUGAGUGACCGCAUGAAGAAUGCCAAGGAGUUCUUCCCCAAGAUGGGUGACCAUUCUAGGAAGCGGUUUAUGCUGGGUCUGAUGCGUCGCUUCCACAGCGUGGACCUGUUACACCAGAUGGUCAGUCUGCUACAGCCACUGUCCUGUAAGGACUUCACCUACUCCCGCAGUCGUGCAGCCCCGAGUCUGGACACGGACAUGACCACAUUUAGUUCAGACCGCGCCAUGGAUUUGAUGGAAGUGGAGCGAUUUAUCACGGGAACCUGGAUGUGGUUCCAGAAGGCCAUGUACUGGACCAAGGCUAACUUCGCCCUGUCCCUGCUUCAGCUUUGUGACAGCUCCCUGCUUCACACCCUGAGUUCACAGGCCCGGACCCUCCUCAUCACCGAGGAGAAAGCCACGUCAAUAGCUGCAGAGGCAGACUAUGUGGAGUCGGCGUCGAUCCCAGACACAGAGUAUUCCUUCCACAGCGAGGAGCACGCGGACAUCCACAUCCACUCCAUGGUGUCUCCACACUACAGCAAGCCCACAACCCACCCAAUUACCGGCAACAAACUCUUCCUUGAUGACGUCAUCGAAAAUGACGACAGCGGAACCGAUAGCGAAUCCGAGCUGUCGUCUGUUGACCCCGCGUGCAUGGUCAUUCCCACGUCUUCCAAGGCUUUCUCGGGGGUCGCGCGUCACAAAGACUUCAUUCGAUGUCUGCCCGUGCAUCUGGCCAAGUAUAUUCUCAAGUUAUUGGACAAAACGUCACUUAGCCACGCCCUGUUGGUCAGUCAGAACUGGAGGGCUCUUGUGCUGGAAGUUCAUGACGAGGAGCGGAUCAACCAGCUCUUGGAGGAAGAUGUUAUGCUAAUGCAGGGGGCGGCGGCCCAGGGCGUGAACCAUCAGUACGCCAAGGACAUCGAUGUUCCGGUCCCUAACCUGUUUCCGGGGACACGGACGGUGAUCACCACGGACGAGGAGGUGAUUAGCCCCACCUAUCUACAGGAAGUAAACUUCAGUAACGCUUACAGCGGGGUCUCCACACGUAACGUCAUUAUGGAGGAGAGGAACGUCUACUGCGGCACUUACAACGUCAUGGUUCUGUCAAUGACUGAGGAUCAUCACCGAGUAAUACACACUGACGGAGGACAGAACAUCUCCAUCGGAUCCAAGGACCGGAAGAUCCGGUUCAUAGACCGGGACAGCGGCAACGACUUGCCUCUUGUCAUUUCUGGUCACGCCGGAAGUAUCCGAUGCGUUCAUAUUUGCACGGACCGCGGAAUCGUCCUGAGUGGGAGUUAUGACACCAGCAUCAGGAUGUGGAGCGCGGAGACGGGCACCUGUAAGCGGAUUUUCCGGGGACACCGGGACACGAUCCUCACCAUUCUGGUCCUGGAUGACUACCUCGCCUCAGGGUCAAAGGAUAACUCCUGCAAAAUAUGGAACAUGCAGACGGGCAAGUGCCAGAGGACGUUCAAACACAAGGCGCCGGUGUGGGCGGUCGCCAUCAGCCAUGAACUGUGUAUCACGGGCUGUGAGCAGGGCAAGGUUAAAGUGUGGGACAUCAAGUCAGGGGACCUUGUCAAGGUGCUGGCAAGACAUCACGGUCAAAUCACUUCGAUCAAAUUUGACCGCUGGCACAUCAUAACCGGAAGCAAGGACGGGUACGCCCUGGUGUGGAGCGCCCAGGGGGAGUACGCUCGCUGUCUGAACGCACUCCGACAUCCAAAAUCGGUCCUGUGCCUAGAAUUUCAAUAUUUACGAGUCAUUACCGGAUCAGCUGAUGGACGUCUCCGGAUCUGGAACAUGAUCACCGGACAGUGCUGCCGGAUCAUGCGUGGAAACAGCGCCAGUGAUCCCAUUCAGUCGAUCAUCGCCAUAGAUGACAGAAUUACACUAAAUACAAGCAAGAAUCUCAUAGAACUGAGGUUUGAAAAUGUGGAAUGGGACUACACACUGGAGAACGACAAGAUUCCGUCGGCCGUCAAAUACAGCUCCUACUCGGAUGCUCCUAUACGCCCUCAGCCCUACCCCUACAUCCGCGCACAGAGGAUGAAACGCGCAGGCGCCAGUAAUACCAAAAUCAUCCACCACGAUCCCAAGAAGAAGAGCCGCAAGCCGCCCAACAUUCUACAGAUGAAUCUGUACGCCAAGCAGAUCCCACACAGCGCUAAAUGCCUCAGUCAGAAGAGUCUGGAGAGUGCGCGGCUUAUUCAGAGUGCUGCUCCGGAGUCGGGCUACGAGAGUGGCCCAUCUCCUACCGCCAUGGAGCACAGACCAAGCUCCGACAAACACACGGUAUCUUCCUCCAGGUCCUUCCCAACCAAACCCCCUAAAGCCCCGCGCCCCAGCACCUUCAAAUCGGCGACCUCCCAGCCCAGUGUUGUGAUAGCGGACCCGUUAUGUAAACAUUACGAUGACGACGACGAUGACGUGCAUGAACCAAUGUCGCUAAAGAGAAGAGUAUCGUGGGCGUUCGACCAAUCCGUCUUCCCCAAAACAAAAGACAUUUCUCUCUCAGAGACCAAGGCUUUGCUGCGGUCGCAGAUGAGAAUGAAAGCCGAAAGUAUAGUGCCUCCCGAUUUUAUCUAUCUCACAGUAAACGCAAUACAGAGUUCAAUGCAAAGUUCCGAAACCGCAACAAACACAAAAAAGAACGUGCGCGCCAUGGUGUCCGGACUGGAUGGAUUCAAGCGUCCGUCGUCCUCCCCUAGUAAGAUCGAUCCCAGGACCAAGGUGCCCGUGGACGAACUGGGAAUAGAUAAGUUCAAGCAUAAGACUGAGGAGGUGGAGACGAUAUCUGAGUUUUCUGACACCAAGUCCUUUAAAUCUCUUAAAUCGUCAAAAGCGAAGGAAUCGGAGCAACUGCCUGGGCGUGACAGGGAGCGGUAUGCCACGCCGUGUGAAAUAAAGCCCACCAAGACUAAGAUAAGGAUGAGUCUUCAUCCCAAGAAAGUGAAGACUACGGUUCCAAUCGGCCGGUCCAUCCGCCCCGUAUCGGCCGCCGCUCACAGACAGGAACAGAGGGAAGAGGACACGACAGGACGUCCGGUGACGGCGCCGACCCUGCGGCGACCGGAUACCGCAAUUAGCGACGUCCCGUCAACGAUCGCCUCAGCUCUUCCGGGAGUCAUCCCCCCGCAAAAGAAACAACCCAUGGGAAUAUCGUCAUCUAUGCACGAUGUAAAUUUAGUGCCAAUGAAAAUGUAUCCCAAGGACAUGAAAGAGAAACUAAGCGCCCUACUUCAAGAAAAACGGCGCGCCAAGUCGGAGACGAUGCUGAGAUCCGCGAGCGACACAGCCAUCGGUAAGGUCAGUCAAUAUAACGACCCAAUGCGGAGCCACGUCAAGUUUGAGCUGCGGACCUAUGAACAGGAGAAAGAAUUCAUCAGUAACAUCGAAACUAUGUACAUUGAGAAACAGCAGAGAGACGAGGAACUGAUGGAGAAGAAGAAGCGAGCCGCGUGGUUAGCUAAAGCUGCCUCCAGGCCUAGCACCGUCAUUCCGAACCAACGAUAUGGUGCCGCGCCAGGAUCCGCGAGACCAAACACUGUACACGGCACCAAACCAAACAGGUGACUUCACCUGCCACUGUGACGUCAUAAUCAUUGUACAGGUUGUGAGACAGCCAAUCAGAACGAUAAAGUGCACAGAACUCUCCAUUUCUCAUUGCCAAGUCCUUUAUUGAACAGGGUUAUCAAGUAGGUUGUGAAUUUACAAGAUAUGAUACACGAAUGUUUUUGCCCUUGAUAAGUAUUAUUACCUUGUUGACCUUUUUUUCGUAUUUUUUGUACACAAGUUGUUUUAAUGUUGGAGGAAAUCCAAGAUUUCUGUAGCUGCAUUUGACUAGAGAGAAAGGAGCACUUGUCCACAGACUGCAAAAAUUAAUUUAUUUUGAAAGUGCGAUUGUAUGACGAUGUUAUUAAUGAGGUAAAUAUGAUGAUGUUGACCUGUGUGAUUAUUGCUAGCAUUUAAAGGAUGCCUGGAGAGCUUCAAAGUCGUAAUACACUGUGUAUGUUGGCAUCCAUGCUCUAUUUUUUUUUACUGAUACAGUAAGUACACAUGAAGCCGAGUCGGCGCCUAGACACAAGUAGAACCCGCUCAGUCUGUGCUCGGUCAGACAGACGGACGAACAUCGUGUGCCUUCUGAUGAUAAAGCUUUGGAUUUGUCUACAUUAUUUUUGUAACAUUCAGUACAACUGUGAUAUGUCAAUAGUAUUAUUUACAUUGUUUUAUACUAAUAAAUGCUUCAAACCAGA